This is a messenger RNA of Marchantia polymorpha subsp. ruderalis, 521 nucleotides long. NCBI's taxonomy places the organism in Eukaryota, Viridiplantae, Streptophyta, Marchantiopsida, Marchantiales, Marchantiaceae. The record is from the annotation of a GenBank genome assembly.
AUGCCGCUCGUGAUUUUCGCCAUCCUUGAGUUCGUUCAACUUUGGUAUGAUGGAUAUGAUCCCGAAUGGAUUUUAGGAACGCGAUGGGGCUCUCCAGCCGAGCCUGAACCACCACCACCGCCACCUCCUUCUCCUCCUCCUACGCUCCCUCUCGAUGAGGAGAAGGUACCUGCAGUACCCGAGCCACCGAAGCCGAUAAAGUUGAAAUCUCCUUUUUGCUGCGAAGGGUGUGAAGAAAAAAUGAAAAACGUCUUCAAUGGUUUGGAUGGUUUGGAAUCUGUGGCAGUAGACUUCGAAUCGGGACUCGUUACCAUCACGGGGAACGUGCAAAGUGAAGAGUGCUUGAAUCUGGCAAAGAGGGUGGUGAAACGUACUGUUAUGUGGUGAGGAUGGACAUACAGGGAUCUGGAAGACAGAAGGAGAAAGGGUGCAGCGGGAUUACAAAUCGUUCAUGUUGCGUUGCAAAGUAGAAUAUCUCACAGUUUUCGUACAUUUAUGUUGUGAUUCAAAUGAUCAAGACA